Populus euphratica (Euphrates poplar) is the source of this 2060-nucleotide messenger RNA. RefSeq names its product IQ-domain 6 (gene IQD6). The record is from RefSeq and is a predicted model, not a curated record. The transcript has 5 exons. Gene Ontology annotation, molecular function: protein binding. The coding region runs from base 399 to 1751 and encodes 450 amino acids. Lineage: Eukaryota; Viridiplantae; Streptophyta; Magnoliopsida; Malpighiales; Salicaceae.
GGACCCAACAAUCUCCUCCUUAGAAAUCGAGCGGGACGAGUCGUUGAUUGUCUCUUGCUUGUUUGAAUUUCAAAUAUCAAACGGGCACAUUGGACAAUGUAAGCAGAGACAAAAAGAAAGAAAGGAAAAAAACCCACUAACCCACCAUCAGAACCCACGUCUCAAGUCUUGCCCAUUUCGCAUCCUCCCUCUCUCUUGCUUUCUCCAGCUAGCUAUUUUUCAAGCUCGGUUUCUUCAGAAAUUUCUACCUUUUUCGGCUCUUUCUAAUACUACAUCAAGCUACAUUAUUGCAACAUUUUUUUUUAAUUUUUUUUUUUUUUGCAUCUUUCAAGUUUUAAGAGGUUUAAACACCAUAUCUGGUUACGUGCUUGCUCUGCUUGAGCAAGAAGUUUUUAGUGAUGGGUGCUUCAGGAAAAUGGGUGAAAUCCAUUAUAGGUCUAAAAAAGUCUGAUAAAGAUCAAGACCAAUAUGAGAAGGUCAGUGGAAAGAGCAAGAAAUGGAAGCUAUGGAGGAGUUCAUCUGGAGAUUUGGGGUCUUCAUGGAAGGGUUUCAAAGGGAACCACAGAGCAGCAUCAGAGGCAUCGGGUUCUUCACCACUGCCUGAUCCAUUUACUGCUGCAAUGGCUACUGUGGUUAGAGCUCCUCCUAAGGAUUUCAGGGUUGUCAGGCAAGAAUGGGCUGCUAUCAGGAUUCAAACUGCUUUUCGUGGAUUCUUGGCAAGAAGGGCUCUGAGGGCCUUGAAAGGAGUGGUGAGACUCCAAGCUCUAGUUCGAGGUCGACAAGUGAGGAAGCAGGCUGCAGUGACACUUAAGUGCAUGCAAGCUCUUGUUCGUGUUCAAGCUCAUGUUAGGGCUCGUCGAGUGCGAAUGUCCUUAGAAGGGCAGGCAGUGCAGAAUAUGCUGAAUGAGCGACGUAGCAAGGCUGACCUCUUGAAACAUGCUGAGGAAGGGUGGUGUGAUAGAAAGGGGACAUUAGAAGACGUGAAGUCAAAACUGCAAAUGAGGCAAGAAGGAGCUUUCAAGAGAGAAAGAGCUAUUGCUUACUCCCUUGCUCAAAAACAAUGGAGAUCAAAUCCCAGCUCAAACACUCGAUCCAAUAACUCGGUAUAUUCUUUCAAGAAUGAGGAGUUUGAUAAGAAUAGCUGGGGAUGGAGUUGGCUUGAACGUUGGAUGGCAGCCAAGCCAUGGGAGACUAGAUUGAUGGAACAAGCCCAUACUGAUCCCUCAGUGACUCCCCCACCCAAGUCCUGUGUAGAUGCAAGCACACAUUCGAAAUCCUUUGAACAAAGUUCAGUGAAAGUGAGAAAGAACAAUGUAACUACUAGAAUUUCAGCGAGACCUCCAAUCGGGCAUGUUACUCGCUCAUCUUCAAGUCCAAGUUCUGAAGUCCGCUUUGAUGAGAGCUCAGCUUCUUCAUCAAUUUGUACCUCUACAACACCAAUAUCAGGAAACACUGGCUUGGCCUCAGAUAAAACAGAGGAGAGUGGUAACAGCAGGCCAAACUACAUGAACCUGACCGAGUCAACCAAGGCAAAGCAAAACACAUCCAGUAAUUUAUUUCAUAGGAUUCAAAGGCAGUCCAUGGAUGAGUUUCAGUUUCUCAAAAAGUCAGGGGCGUUCUCAAAUGGAGAUUCAAAAAGCAGUGCUGGUUCUGACCCUUCAGUUAAUUUAUCCAGGCCACUUUGCAUGCCGACAAGAUUUGAUAAGAACUCGAUGAAACAAAUAAGAGGAACGGAUCAUUUGUAUGUCUAGAUGGAUUGAUUUAUGUUUGUUAAGAAUUUUCAACGACUUGUUGUUCUCCAUUGUUGAGAUGUGUACUAAUUUAGGAGCAUUUCUGCAAUCAUUACUAAGCUGUAGCUAAGACAGCUUGAUGAGUAUGCUAGUGUUUUGAGGGCUAUCCAUUCUGUAAAAUAGUUCAUUUAUGGCUGUGUAUGUGAUAUCCACCAGUAGCUUCCUACUAUCAUACCACCAAAAUUGUGACAGAUCAAUGGAUAUUUGCAGGACCUGGAUUGUUCUAGCGCAUUUGUGCCAUCACCUUCAAAUAUUGUGAAAUCACAUCGA